Molecule: messenger RNA, 1468 nt
Organism: Medioppia subpectinata
Lineage: Eukaryota; Metazoa; Arthropoda; Arachnida; Sarcoptiformes; Oppiidae
Source: the annotation of a GenBank genome assembly
AUUUUGCUAUUUGAUCGCAUACUUACUCAUUGGUCUGCCGCGAUUAUCAACUUAUAUGGUAUUAUUCUUAUGCGUUACUCUACUCAUAGCCAAAGCAUUUGUCUGCACCGCUCCUAUCAUAUGCAAUUCGUUUCCAAAGCCAAUCGCAACGCUUUCACAUGCAGUUCAAGAAAAGGCUUGGAUUAGAUUAGUGAUCGCCGGUAGUAUGAUUGCCGUCUGGAUUAGUGCCCACAUUCUCACCAAUGUAUUUUAUGAAAACGAUUCUCUGUCUGAACACAAUAUGUUGCGAUCGAUAAACAAGUCUCGAUCACAACAGCCCUCAUCGCAAUCACAAUCACUAGAAAGUCCACUCAAUUAUAGCGACGAUUACUAUUACUAUCCAUUGCCUCAAUACUUGUGCUAUUUUAGUAUUUUAGGCCAAUUAGGGGUUACGGCGCUCACCAGAAUCAGUUACCUUGUUAAGAUGUUCAUUAUAUUGAGUCUAGUCAUAGGCCAGUGCUGUCUAAAUGUCUUUAAAUUAGAUAAAUUUUUUCGAUUUUACGAUUCGACGGCAUAUGAAGACAAGAGACACUUCUUGGGCCACGAGAGCUACCUCUCGAUAAUGAUUGUCACGAUUGCCGUCGCGUUAUUUAUUAUCAAUAGACAGUCUGAACUGAUGUCUCGCCGACUGUUUCUCUGGCAAAAGGAUGUCGAGGAACAGAAGGAGAAGGUGUCAGACAUGCGGCGCAAGAAUGAGGCGCUCGUCUAUAACAUACUACCGCCACACGUGGCCAUCCAUUUCCUCGGCAAACGUAAAAACGAUGAGGAAUUAUAUUCAAAGAGUUACGAGUCGGUGGGCAUACUGUUCGCAGCGAUGCCCAACUUCUCCGACUUUUACACAGAGGAGACGGUCAACAAUCAGGGCCUGGAGUGCAUCCGAUUCCUGAACGAAGUCAUAUCCGAUUACGACGCCCUCCUGGAACAGCCCCGGUUCGCCAAUAUCAUCAAAAUCAAGACCAUUUCGUCCACAUAUAUGGCGGCCAGUGGUCUGAAUUGCGACGAGUCGUCGCUGAGACCGGACGCCACCAUCCGUGACAAGUGGUUUCAUUUGGCACAACUCACUGAAUUCGCACUCACUCUCAAAGACACUCUCAAUAACAUCAAUAAAGAGAGUUUCAACAAUUUUGUCCUAAGAAUGGGCAUAAAUCACGGACCGAUCACAGCGGGAGUUAUAGGCGCCCGAAAACCACAUUAUGAUAUGUGGGGAAACUCGGUGAACGUCGCGUCCAGAAUGGAAAGUACGGGAAAAGCCGGUUGUAUUCAAGUGGUGGAAGAAACGGCUCAUAUACUGGAGGAGUUUGGGUUCACGUUUGAACAGAGAGGUUUGGUUACGGUCAAAGGGAAGGGACAGUUGAAAACAUUUUACUUAAAGUCAUCGCCGCAAAGAAAAGACUCUUAAUAUACAUAAUGAACACAAAAUACAAAAACU